Kwoniella botswanensis is the source of this 609-nucleotide messenger RNA. RefSeq lists its product as uncharacterized. Gene Ontology annotation, biological process: transcription initiation at RNA polymerase II promoter; transcription by RNA polymerase II. Lineage: Eukaryota; Fungi; Basidiomycota; Tremellomycetes; Tremellales; Cryptococcaceae. Gene Ontology annotation, cellular component: transcription factor TFIIA complex. The record is from RefSeq and is a predicted model, not a curated record. The transcript has 5 exons. Bases 1 to 609 code for a protein of 202 amino acids.
AUGGAAGAAGAGGUAUUGCUAAACUUGCAAGCGAAAUGGGAAGCGAGAUUAUUGGAAACACGAGUAGCCGACUUCGCACGAGCACCUGGAUCUUCGUCAUCACCCGAACCAGGUGAAGGGGGAGAGAACGAAGGCGUAUCACCAAACUCUACCAUCCCUACAAAUCCAGUAUCAUCCCCGCCCGGCCCGUCGUCUGGUAUCUUCCCUCCGCCAGGUCAAGGUCUAGCAUUACCGGGAAGGAAUUUGAAUGGUGGUGAUGAUGUGAGAGUGAAAGCUGAACCGUCGGAUGAUAUAAUGAGAAUAAGGGGAGGUGCUAGCGAAGAUGUCAAACCUAUCAUACCCAUAGACCCAAAUAGACCUGAACCCAACGCAGCGGGAUUAUUACCUGGAGACGAUAUAAUAGAUUCAGAUUUAGAUGAUUCAGAUGAUGAGCUCAGGGAUGAUGCGGAAGGUGGAGAUGACGAUGGUGAUACGGAUAUAGUGUUUUGCGUGUAUGAUAAGGUGCAACGAGUCAAGAACAAGUGGAAGACGGUAUUCAAAGAUGGAAUGAUUCACGUCAACGGAAGAGAUUACCUGUUUGCCAAAUGUAACGGCGAAUUCGAAUGGUGA